This is a messenger RNA of Rubroshorea leprosula, 4989 nucleotides long. NCBI's taxonomy places the organism in Eukaryota, Viridiplantae, Streptophyta, Magnoliopsida, Malvales, Dipterocarpaceae. The record is from the annotation of a GenBank genome assembly.
AGGUAAUUAAUCUCCACGCUUCUCUCUCUGCAAUUACUCCUUGAGAGUAUCUCUCUCUAGAAUAUUGAGUAUUGCUGACUUGAGCGUCGGAGUGUUUUCCCCGAGGAAACAUCCUCGAGAUUUUCAGGUGUAGAAGCAGCUGAGGACUUCAACAGUGUUGGACUACGAAACUGCCCAAACAUUUGGCGCCGUCUGUGGGAACUGGACAAGAACUUGUGUAGCUUAACCUGCUAAAAGAUAAAAUGAUUCGUACUUUUACAAGAAGUCGCCCCCCUAGAAACGAAAUGGACGAACAGGAGGAUACUCAACUGUCUGAGCCUGAUGAUGAUGAAAGAACACCAACUGGGUAUGCAACCCAGCCUGAACAAUUUCAAAUUCCAAUCGGAACAAGGCAUAGACAUCCCAGACAAGGUGAUGCGCAGCGUGAGCGACCUGAAAGGUCAGCAGAGCCCGCUCGGACUACCGAGCUUGAAGAGAGAACCAGAGUUCUCGAAAUGGCAAUGGGUAAAAUCCUUGCCCGCCUGAUUCCUGAUGACCCCCUGAUUCCUUUGCUGAAUAGGGAUGCACAGCCGACUACGGUGGUUGCAACCCGUAACUCCCCGGCCUUGAGUAAUGUGGUCGUCCCAACUAGACCGAGAGGGAGUGGGAGGUUAAACCCAGAACCCAGCUCGUCCAAACAUAAUGAAGAACUACUAAAGAAAAAUGCCGACCUAGAAAGACAGCUCAAAGAUGUACAGAAAUCUAUUGACGAGCUGAAAAGUCCCAGGUCACACCAACAGACCCUUGAUUUGGAUAGUGCUCCUCUAAACCUAUCCAUCAUAGCAGAACCAUAUCAAGAGGAAUUCAAAAUUCCCCACCUAGAGACAUAUGAUGGCUCGGGUGACCCAGAUGAGCAUCUGCACACCUAUCAAGCCAUCAUGAGAAUCCAAAAUGCCAAUGAUGCCAUGAUGUGCAAAGUGUUCCCAACGAAACUGAAGUCAACAGCCAGAAGAUGGUAUCACAAACUCCCCAGACAUUCUAUAGACUCAUACUCCCAGCUCGCCAAGCUAUUUUCCAACAAAUUCGCGAGCCAAAGGGAAAUCAAAUGCACUGUGACCGAGCUGAUGCAAGUUCAUCAGAAAGAAGGGGAAUCUCUAAGGGAUUACAUGCAGCGAUUCAACAAAGCCACUCUAGACAUUGACAACGUUCCCGAUACCAUCUGCUUGUCUGCCCUGCUGCAUGGUUUGAAGCGUGGUCGGUUCCUAGACGACCUGCUAGAAAACCCACCGAAGACGUGGAACAAAGUGAAUCACAGGUCGGCUAGCUUCAUACUGUCUGAAGACUUCCAAUCGUCCAAGCGACGAGCUGACGAUAAGCAGAACAAAGGCCAGGAACAACCACCGAGGAGAGAAGAAAAGAAAAAGCAAAAGGUCAACGAGCAGUGGGAGAAGCCCGCUGACUUCCCAAAGUAUGCCAAUUACAUUCCUUUGACCUUGCCAAGGUCUCAAAUCCUGGCCCAAAUUCAACACUGGAUAAGAAGACCCCUACCCCCAUUGCACGAUUCCCCGAGAGCAGACAAGAGCAAGCAUUGUGACUACCAUCGUGUAUACGGUCACAAUACAGAAGAUUGCCAACACUUAAAGGACGAGCUGGAGUUCUUAGCUCGCAAUGGGAAAUUAGAGGGAUAUGUCCAGAAGCCUCAUACCCAGCAACCAGUUCAAACUCACUUUGUGCAGGGGUACGAUCGACCUCAGGGGCAAAGGUAUCAGCUCGGCAACACACAAGACAUUUAUCAUGAUAAUCAAUAUCCUUCUAAGCAAGGCAGAGCGAACAGGGGCCGCCAGUUCAAUAGGCGAGGCCAAGGGCAGAGGACUGCCACCCAAAACCAGAAAGACAGGAAAGGGGUAGGCUAUGCGGGGAUACCCCCGCCCUCUGGUACAAUAAAUAUGAUAUCAGGUGGUAUUCACUCCGGAGGCCAAAGCGCCCGAGGUCGCAAAGCAUAUGCACGCCAGGUGAUGACCGUUAAUAAAAACAGGCCUUUGAAACGCCCAUUUGAAGAAGCAGAAUGGGAAAAUGCAUCCAUCAUAUUCAGCCCGACAGAUUAUAAGCGAGCAGACAGAGAGCCUGACGUUAUGAUGCCACAUGCAGAUCCUUUCGUGGCAACGGUUCAUAUAGGCAACCAUAACGUCAACAAGGUCUUCAUCGACACUGGCAGUUCACCGGACAUCUUGUACUGGAGUUGCUUUCAGAAAAUGCAACUGAAUCCGAGCUCGCUGCAGAAGCACGAAGGGCCUAUAUAUGGGUUUGACAAUCAGCCCGUCCGGUUGAAGGAGAUGGAGUCAGCUUUCAACGCUAUACUGGGAAGAGCCACUCUUUGCGAGCUGAAGGCUGUCAUCUCGCAACCCCAUCUCUGCAUGAAAUUUCCAACUCCUCAGGGGGUGGGAGUGCUUAAAGAGAAUCAGAAGAUGGCCAGAGCAUGCUACCAAGAUACUUUCAAAAAGGUUGAGCUCGCUGCUGCCCCUGUAAGUUCUGAAAAUCACAGGCCAGCCCAACUCGGUCAGCAGACAAUGAGCAUAUCAGAUAUCAAACAUCGACCUGAGGGUGUCGAGCAGAAGGCUGAGCCGGUAGAACCGGUGGAAACGGUCCCUUUAAACCCCGAUGUGCCAGAGAGGACGGCAGGCUUCAUCAGGAGAGUGGAGUACUCUGAGUGGGUAUCUAAUCCCGUGCUCGUCAAAAAGCCAAAUGGCAAGUGGAGGAUGUGUAUUGACUUCACCAACCUCAAUGAGGCGUGUCCAAAAGACCCUCAUCCCUUGCCAAAUGUUGAGAAGCUAGUAGAGCGGGGAACCGGACAUGAACGGAUGAGUUUCCUUGACACCAUCUCAGGUUACCAUCAGAAGCUGGUGCAAAUCAUCUUUAAGCUCCAGAUCUGCAAAAACAUAGAAGUGUAUGUGGAUGACAUGACAGUCACCAGCGUGCGAGCUGAGGAUCAUAUAGACAACCUGAGUGAGACCUUUCAAAAUUUGCGCCAAGCCCAAAUGAAGCUGAAUCCCCUGAAAUGCACAUUUGCUGUAGAGUCAGGAAAAUUCCUGAGGUACGUGGUAUCCAAGAAAGGAAUUGAAGUAAAUCCAGAGAAGGUUCAAGCCGUUCAGCAGAUGGAGCCGCCCAAGACUGUCAAAGAUGUGCAGCGUUUAACGGUUCGUGUUGCUGCGCUGCAUAGGUUCAUAGCCAGGUCGGCAGAAAGAUGCCUCCCGUUUUUUAAGGCCUUGCGAGAGCCUAAGAAUUUUCAAUGGACUGAUAAGUGUCAGCGGGCAUUUGACAAGCUCAAACAAUAUCUGGCAUCAGCACCCCUACUGUCCAAGCCUGUCGAAAGGGAGAGUUUAUAUCUGUACCUAAGGGUUAUAGAAGAGGCGGUGAGUUCGGUCCUACUCAGGGAAGAGAAUAAGAAUCAGAAGCCCAUCUACUAUGUGAGCAAGGUUUUACAAGGCGCAGAGCAGAACUACCCACUAGCAGAAAAGGCUGUUUUUGCCCUGGUAUACACGGCUCGAAAAUUGAGAGCUUACUUUCAGUCAAAUCAGAUUAUUGUUUAUAUUAAUCUGCCGUUGAGAAAGAUACUGCAAAAGCCAGAGCUCUCUGGUCGGCUUAUAGGGUGGAGUGUCGAGCUGAGCGAGUAUGACCUCAAAUUUCAGCCACGCACAACCAUAAAGGGCCAGGCAGUGGCAGACUUCCUGGUGGAGUGUAUCUUGGCAACUGUGGAAGAAAAGGCACCCGAACACCCAGUCUGGGUCUUGUAUGUUGAUGGAGCUGCUAACAUUGAUGGAUCAGGUGCUGGGGCUGUGCUGCUGAAGGUACAAAGCAUUCAUGUUUUUAGUGACUCUCAGCUUGUGGUGAGCCAAAUGAAUGGCAGCUGUGAAAUCAGGAAUCCUCAACUGGGCCGUUAUGCUUCUGUGGACCUUAACCCUCAGAGGUCAACGAUUGUUGAAGUGCUUGACGCCCCGAGCUACACUAACUUCACAGUCGAGUGUCAGCUGUUAAGUACAGAUCCCUCUUCACCAAGCUGGACUACCCCGCUCAUUAAUUAUUUGCAAAGUGGCGAGCUGCCUGAGGAUUCAUCCGUUGCAAAGUUGGUUAGACGCAGGGCGGCACAUUUCACUUUGGUAGAUAAUCAACUCUACAAACGAGCAGCCUCAAUGCCCCUAUUACGUUGCCUUACUCCUUAUGAAGUUGAAUACGCCGUGAGGGAAGUCCAUGAAGGAGUAUGUGGCACACACAUAGGUGGCAAGACUUUAGCUCGGAAACUUUUGAGGCAUGGGUAUUACUGGCCUACUAUGGUUGAGGACGCACAAAUCUAUGUCAAAAAGUGCCCGACCUGCCAGUUCAAUGCUGAUGAUAUUCACAUGCCAGGAGAAAUGCUCUCAUCACUCUCAUCUCCCUGGCCUUUUGCUCAAUGGGGAGUCGACCUGCUCGGCCCUUUUAUGAAAGGCAAAGGAGGUUGCACUUACCUCGUUGUCGUGGUGGACUACUUCACCAAGUGGAUAGAAGCUAAACCGUUGUCCAUGACAACAGAAAAGAAAAUAGAAGAAUUCUUGUUCAAUUCAAUAUUGUGCAGGUUCGGUAUUCCUAAGCGGAUCAUCACGGACAACGGUCAACAGUUACGAGCCACGGCACUGAGGUCGUUUUGCCUCAAGACGCGUGUUUUAGCUACGCAUUCUAAUUGGGUUGACGAGCUCAAUAAAGUGCUUUGGUCAUGCCGCACUACGCCCAACUCGACAACAAGCAAAACCCCGUUUAGCCUGGCGUAUGGAGCUGAGGCUGUCAUCCCUGUUGAGGUCGGAUUGCCAUCUGAUAGAUCAGGUCAUCUGACAGAUCAGGUCGCCAUGACAAUCUUAAUAAUGAGCAACUUUUAAGAGAGAACCUAGACUUGGUGGAGGAAGUCAGGGGGAUGUCGCGAAUAAGAAACAUGGCGUAUCAGAAUCAUGUUGCAAAAUUUUAUAAUAAAAGAGUUCGAGCUCG